AUGACUGAAUCAUCGCCAGUGAGUGCAUCCUUACUUCGAUUGAAGCUUUUGGAUGCUUUAAGAAGUGGUGAUACUACCAAGAUAGACGCUAUAAUUGGGGAAGUAAAUUCUUGCAAAACAACGAUUCAAAACCAAGACUUGAACCGAUUAAAACUGACCAUAUUGCAUUAUGCCGUGCAGGUCGCUACCUUACAAACAAUUCAAUAUUUGGUUGAUAAUGCUGACAAGUAUGGCUUGGACAUCAAUUCUCAAGAUCCUCAAGGAAACACGCCCUUACAUUUGGCAGCAAUCGCCUCAAGACAAGAUGUUGUCAAAUAUCUUUUGUCGUUACCGGAUGUAAACGAUACAAUUGUCAAUUUGGACAAGAAACAACCAGUUGAACUUUGUAAGAACUUGAAUUUGGCACAAUUGAUGCAAUUUGAACGAGCCAAGUUUGUUGAGAAGUCGGCAACUCAAUUGAGACAAUAUUUCAGUAACAGAGAUUUUGACAAUUUGGAAAAAUUAUUGGUGUUAAAUCCAAGGGCUUCAGAGUUGUUGGAUAUCAACGGUGCUGAUCCAGAAUCGGGCAACACUGUUUUACAUGAAUUCAUUAAGAAGGAUGAUUUGCCAAUGUGUGAUUGGAUUUUGAAACAUGGUGGUGACCCUUUUAAGAGAGACAAGCAUGGGAAGUUACCUAUUGACUUGGUUAACCCCAAGGAUGAACCGUUGAAGAAGUUAAUCAAAGCUGCUACUCGCGAUCAAACUAUUAUGGACCCAGUAGCUGCAACAAAUUCUGCAAUCAAGAGUGGAAAUGCCCCUGUCUACAAAGGAUAUCUUCGUAAGUGGACAAAUUUUGCUUCUGGUUAUAAAUUGAGAUAUUUUGUCUUGGACCAAAAUGGAAUCUUGUCAUACUAUACAAACCAAGAGGACACAAUCAACUCGUGUCGUGGCUCAUUAAAUUUAGGCUACGCCACAUUACAUCUUGACUCGUCUGAGAAGAUGAAGUUUGAAAUUUAUGGUAAGAAUGGUCUCAGGUGGCAUUUGAAAGCUAAUCAUCCAAUUGAAACCAAUAGAUGGGUAUGGACGUUACAAAACGCUAUAACUAUUGCCAAGGAUAACAUCAAAAAGAGAAAUGUUUCAAGAGCAAACACAUCAGCUGGUGAUGGUACUUCGACAGAAGAGUUUGACGAAUCUUCCAUUGCUGAUGACACUGAGUCCGUGGAAAAGAAGAAACAUAGACUUAGAAUUCCAGGUAGAAACAAGCACAAACGUAAUGUCAGUCAGGUGUCUAAAGAAUCGGUUGAUGAUGUUGCUUUUGACAAAUCACGUUCUGGCUUUGGCAACUCACGUGCAAGUACUGAUUCGGCAUUGACUUCACCGACUGGGAACUCGCGCAAUCAUCUUUCAAGAGCCAGUUUGGAUGACCAGUAUAGUACUCAGGAAAUUGAUCAUGAGAACUUUGACUAUGAUGCUGAUGGAACUGAACCAGAUGACGAUGAAAGUGAUGUUGAGAAUGAAGUAGAAGUUAAUCAAUUAAACGAUGAAAUCGCUGCAUCAAGACGAGCUUUGCACAUCGAAUUAACUUCGCUAUUGGAAUUAUUUAGCCAAAUCAUGAAUAGUGAUACUUUCCAACCAAACUCCAAGCAAGCUGAAGUGUGUAUAGUGGGGAACAAUACGAUAAAAGCAAUUAAUGAAUUGCUUGGGAAAUACAAUUUCAACAUUGAUGCAAGAGAUUCGAAAUUAAGAAGGCAUUUGGAUAGGCAGUUAGAAGUUAAUCAAUUGUGGGAAAAGUCUAUUAGACAGUUGGAGCAAGAAAUUCAGGCUAGAGAAGAAAAAUUGGCUGUAUUCCAAGGUCAAAGAAAGCAAUUGAGAAAGUAUUUAUCUGGCAGAGCUACUACUGGUGGCGAAACUGCUGGUACAUUAUCACCAGUAGCAACAAGUAACGCAAAUGAUGGAGAUGCUAUAGGAGUCGCUAACGGCGAGAUUUUAAGCAAGAAUCCAGAUGAAGCUCAAGUUGACCAAAUAGAUGCCAAAUUGGAUGAAGUGCAGCACAAUCCUCAGGCACAAACCGAGCCCGUGCAUCCUCCACCACCUGAAUUGGACAACGAAGUGAUUGAUGAAUUGUUAGGUGAUGACUCUGAUGAUGAAUUUUUUGAUGCUGACGAAUUUGAAGAGGAAGAACAGGAAUUAGGAGGUGAAGACGAGAGAGAGAUUGCCCAAAAGGAUGAGGAGUUACGCAAGCAAGAUGCAAAGCAAUUACAAGGUGUUGAUGUUUCACAAGAGCAACCACCCAAUGAACAACAAAGUCAACAACCAUUGGAGGAGCAAGUGCCAGAGCAUGCAGAACCUGCACCAGAACAACAGGAUGUUCCAGUAAGGUCGCCAGAAGCUGGUCAUGGUCCUAUUGACGUUUCUGGUGCUGCUGGUGCUGCCGGUGCUGCCGGUGCUGCUGGUGCUGCCGGUGCCGAGGGUAUUCACCAUCAUCAAUCUCAAGAACAAGACGUCGGACCCAAAGAUAUGCCAGAGGGCACUGAGCUGAUUGCCCCAUCUGAAGGAACUAAGGUUGAUGAAACGUCACAAGUUGCGCCUGAAGCAGCUACAAAAGCUCUUCCUGGAGAUGAAGACCUCAACCCAGCCCAAAGGGAGAUCAAUCAUGAAUUACAUGAAGAAGGUUCUUUCUUGGGCUAUGAAAAUCCACCAAGAAAAAAAUUGGCAUUGGAUGAGGAUAACAGACCUAAAGUUGGUUUAUGGGGUAUUCUUAAAUCAAUGAUUGGCAAAGAUAUGACCAGAAUGACCUUACCAGUUUCUUUUAAUGAACCAACUUCAUUGCUUCAAAGAUUGGCUGAGGACGUUGAGUAUAAUGAUUUAUUAAACGUUGCUGCAGGGUAUGAUGAUUCUACAUUGAGAUUGAUUUAUGUUGCAGCUUUUGCCGCAACAGAAUAUUCCUCCACAAUUGACCGAAUUGCAAAACCAUUCAAUCCUCUUUUAGGAGAAACAUUUGAGUAUUCUAGACCUGAUCAAAAUUACAGAUUAUUCGUUGAACAAGUCAGUCAUCAUCCUCCUAUCAGUGCUUGUCAUGCCACCUCACCCAAAUGGGAAUAUUAUGGAGAAAAUGCUGUUGACUCGAAAUUCUAUGGUCGCUCAUUUGAUUUCAAACAUUUGGGUAAAAUGUUUUGUGUAGUGAGACCCAAUAACGGAGUCAAGGAUAAAAAUGGAAACAUUGUUGCUGAAGAGUUGUAUAGUUGGAAGAAAGUCAAUACUGCUGUUGUUGGUAUUAUGGUUGGUAAUCCAACGGUUGACAAUUAUGGUAAAAUGAUUGUUGAAAAUCACACAACUGGUGAUAAAAUCACCGUGGACAUGAAGCAACGUGGAUGGAGGGCCUCUUCAGCUUAUCAAUUGUCUGGUCAAGCAUUGGAUAGGAAUGGCACACCACAAUGGGCGUUAGGGGGACAUUGGAAUUCAAAGAUUUUCGCCAAGAAGAUCAAUAAGGAUCAAUUGGAUUCACUGGGAAACACAAGGAAAAUGUCAAUCUUGGACGAUCCGGGUAAAUCGGGUGCUGGAACGACAUCAACUGAUCCAUACUCUGGUUCCAAAUUCUUGGUUUGGCAAGUUGCACCUAGACCUAAAGUUCCAUUCAAUUUAACGCAAUUUGCCUUGACUUUAAAUGGUAUUGACGAUAAAUUGAAGCCUUGGUUAGCUCCAACUGAUACCAGAUUACGCCCCGAUCAAAGAGAUAUGGAGAAUGGAAAUUACGAUCGUGCUGCUGAUGAAAAGCACCGGGUUGAAGUGAAGCAACGUCAAGCAAGAAAGUACCGUGAAGAACACAAAAUAAAUUAUGUACCAAAUUGGUUCAUCAAAAAGAAACAUCCAGUGACUGGUGAUCUGUAUUGGGAAUAUAACGGCAAAUACUGGCCAGCUCGUAAAGAGCAUCAAUUGGAAGGUACAGGAGAUAUAUUUUAG
Lodderomyces orthopsilosis Co 90-125 is the source of this 3939-nucleotide messenger RNA. Its product is annotated as oxysterol-binding protein related protein. Lineage: Eukaryota; Fungi; Ascomycota; Pichiomycetes; Serinales; Debaryomycetaceae. Gene Ontology annotation, cellular component: intracellular membrane-bounded organelle; cytosol; membrane. The record is from RefSeq and is a predicted model, not a curated record. Gene Ontology annotation, biological process: piecemeal microautophagy of the nucleus; exocytosis; endocytosis. Gene Ontology annotation, molecular function: sterol binding; protein binding. The transcript has a single exon. Bases 1 to 3939 code for a protein of 1312 amino acids.